Molecule: messenger RNA, 1284 nt
Organism: Ananas comosus (pineapple)
Lineage: Eukaryota; Viridiplantae; Streptophyta; Magnoliopsida; Poales; Bromeliaceae
Exons: 7
Coding region: 7-1110 (367 amino acids)
Source: RefSeq, a predicted model, not a curated record
CUCGCCAUGAGUGGUAGUGAUAAUGGUGGUGGUGGUGGUGGUGGUGGUGGUGGUAAUAGUAGGAGCCCUCCUCUUCCUCCUCGUUCUCCUUCUCCGUCUCCCUCUUCCUCUCGAGCUCUGGAAAUGGAGGAUCCGGGGCCGUACGACGAUAUGGUGAGGGUGAUCGAAGCCUCCUUCUCCCGCAUCAAGUGGCGCCUCAGGCCCCGCCCCAAGCGCCGCCUCCUCAAUGAUAUUCUGUUCCUGUGCACUGGACUGAGGCCCGUGGUGCUGGUCGACUAUGGUGGAAUCAUGCCUAAACUCCACGAGAAUCUUUGUGCGCUGCUCGACCAUGCUCGAAAGGAAUCAGCUAUUUUACGCCAGCUGAAGGUGAUGGUAAUAGACGAUAUGGCUUAUAUAAUUCAUGACAAAGAACUUGCUGAGCAUGUAUCGUGGAGCCUUAGCCGGCAGCAGCAGCAGCAGUUUGUUUUUCUGGAUAUCGAGCAAAACCCUCCAAAUGUGCUUCCCAUCUUCCGUAAAGCAAUGCUCUCAAGCGUAGAAGAUAGUGAGCUCAUAUCAGAAUUUGUCUCGAUCCAAAAGCUAUUUUCAUCAGUAUUUCCAGUGAAAGAAGCCAACAGAUAUCUCCCAGCUGAUGAACCACCUUCCAUGGUAACUGCAGAAAAGGAAUUGAUGGAAUCUAAGAAUGUUAAUGUGGCUUACAUCAGUGAUAGUACUGAGAAAGCCUCUGAGGAUAUUAAUGAUUUAUGUACUUUCCUACAUAAUGCUCGGAUUACCCUUCCAUCCUUGAAUGGGUGGCUUCUAGGUUACCCAGUGACGUAUUUGUUCAGCAGGGAGCAAGGCGAGAAAGCGAUGCGGAAUCUCUCAGACCAGUCUCUUCAUAUCUUCAGAGUCUAUGUUAGCAGAAAGCAAAAGCCUGGAGAGAGACUUACGGAAUAUGAACUACUGAGUUUCACAGUUCCUUGCUGUUUGAGCACGUGGCGAGAUAAAGAGCCGUGGAUGGAGGCAUUUCUCGCGCGCAUGACCGCAAAGGUCGCGAGGAGCAAGCAUAUCUGGGCGUCAAUGCGGGUGGAGAUCGAGAACAGCCAAAGCCAUAGCCAAACCAUCGUGUUAUAGUUCAAUUCAAAGUCCAUUGUAAAAUUAAGUUUCACGUGCACUUUAACAGUUACUGCAUUAAUUCAUAAUCAACCAAUUUGUCUAACAAAAAAGAAAAAAGUAGAACAAAUUGAGAGGCACAAUCAUGUUGUAGAUCUCAAAAUAGAUCUCAAAGAAAGGAAUGGUUUCAUCAAA